AUGCCGAAACAGCCCGAAGCCUCGGAGGAGUCGCCCUCUCCUGAGGAGGAGCCGGCAGCAGGCGAUGCAGAGCCCACAGAGAACGGAGAGGAGAAGGCCGAUUACGAAGCUUGGGAAGAGAAGGAAGGAAAGUCAACAGAGAAGAAAGACAGCACAGCCAAAAAGCGCAGAAAGGACAGGAAGCGCAACAACAAGCAGAUGAUCACUGAGACACCAUCACCGUCAUCAGCAGACAUUGAGGACCAACCUGAGCCGGAGCUCAGCAGCAGCGACCCAGAGUCUGAUGAUGCGCCAAGACUGCAGCCAGUUGUGGCCAAUUCAGGUGAAUGUCCCUCAGACAGGGAGUCAGUCACUUGUAACUUGUCCUCAGACGAGGAGCAGGAACCCUCUGUGGCACCACCUCGGCCUCCCAGCACAGACGAGCCUCUCUUGGACGCCCCAAGAACUCUGGCUGCCUUGUCUGUAUUAGCCACAAAGGAUUUGAACGGCCUUGCAGAGUCAAGGACUGAGCUGGCGACAGCGUCCAAUGAGCCUUCUCUCAUGCACCCUGCUGGACUCCAGCCCCAGGCCUCUAGUCCUGAAGCCUCCAGUGAAACUGUGCCUCCUGACAUGAGGCCACAGGUUGCCUUUCCUGCACUGCUCCCAGACUUCGACCCAAGGAGAACUCUGGAAAGCAGCACAGCCAAAAAGCGCAGAAAGGGCAGGAAGCGCAACAACAAGCAGAUGAUCACUGAGACACCAUCACCGUCAUCAGCAGACAAUGAGGACCAACCUGAGCCGGAGCUCAGCAGCAGCGACCCAGAAUGA
This is a messenger RNA of Pleuronectes platessa (European plaice), 807 nucleotides long. Its product is annotated as translation initiation factor IF-2-like. The transcript has 7 exons. The record is from RefSeq and is a predicted model, not a curated record. Lineage: Eukaryota; Metazoa; Chordata; Actinopteri; Pleuronectiformes; Pleuronectidae. Bases 1 to 807 code for a protein of 268 amino acids.